UUAUUCUAACAAGAUAGGAAGAAGAAAAGUUUUCCAAAAAGUUUGUUUUCAACAUUCCUUCGCACUAGAUAUUCUGAUUAAGUUUCGCGAGUGUGAAGUAAAACCCUUUUAUUUUUGUUGGAAAAUGCUCUUAAAAUACUGAAGAACUUUUCCUGUGCCUGAUUCCGUAGUUUGCAGUUCUCAAUUACAUAGUUAUUAUAAAUAUUUUCUAUCAGUGAAAAUUUAUGUAUAAAGAAAGCGAGCGCUUGUAACAAAACAAAAAGAAAAUGCAUAGAAGAAGUGACAUAGUGAUUUCAAUUAAGGAGCGACUGAGUAAAGUGAGUGAGUAAUAUCGAGACAGGCAGAUGCGUGUUUGACUAAGCCAAUAAAAGGAGUACCCAGUGUAGUGGCACCGAUUCUGCUCUUUAGAAAAAUUAUAAGUGAAAUAAACGGAAAACCCUCAUACUGGAGUCUCAAUACCAUCUUAAAUUAUCACAAGGCAGACACGAGCACAUCCGUUAUUAUGCCACGCAACGGUGAGCCUUCCGGCUUGGAUAAGAGCUUCAAUAAUAAAUCGACACCCGACUGGCUACAUCCAGAUCAUGUCAUUAUGAAUGAAGGUGUCACAUUCGAUGUGCGGUACAUUGGCUGUCUGGAGAUCAGAGCAUCGAUGAAAACGUUAGACUUUGCCACACGAUCACAGGUAGCAAAAGAGUGCAUUAAUCGAGUAUGCGAGGCAGCCAGCUUAAAAUGCUCCAAGAAACGACGUGUAGGCAGGCGGGUAUUACAGUGUAUAUCCGACACCCCGCAGAUGGAACACGCGGGAACCAAUGUUACACUGACCGUUUCGAGCAAGUACCUUUCGCUGGUGAGCGUUGAGAAUGGGGAUGUGAUCGCCCAGCACGAUAUGCCACGGAUAUCGUUUGCCUCCGGUGGUGAUACGGACACGCUUGACUUCGUGGCGUACGUAGCAAAAGAUAUGGAAGAGUGGCGAGCGUGCUACGUAUUGGAAUGUGGUGGAGGGGUAGCACAGGAUCUGAUAGCAACCAUUGGGCAAGCGUUUGAACUGCGAUAUAAAGAAUUUUUCAAUAAGCCCGAAACGCAAAACAAAUUCCGAGAAUUUGUCAAAACUGAUAAAGAGUAUUACAACGACCUUCCGGAUAAGAUGCCGCCGGAUUUGCUCACGGAAAAUGAUCAUUCGUCGCAGUCGCAAAGUUCCUCAAGCGUGAGGACACGUGAAAGGAUUUCUAGUAAUCUGAUAGAUCUGAAUACACCACUCCCAAAUCAUGAUUACGUAAACGACAAAAAUUCUAAUACAAAUUCGCACAGCAAUAAGUCGAUAUCUUCCAGUUCGUUAGUAAAGGAUGUUUUUGAUAUGCAACCUUUUGCAAUUUCGUCAGAAGUGCAAAAAUCCCAGCUGUUAACUGAAUCGUGGUACCAUGGUAACAUAAGUCGUGCACAAAGCGAACAUUUGCUGAAAAGCGAUGGUGAUUUCUUGGUGCGAGAAUCCGCGGGAACACCGGGUCAGUAUGUGCUUACUGGGAUGCAAAGCAAUUCGCCCAAACAUCUGCUGCUGAUAGAUCCAGAAGGGAUUGUACGAACCAAAGACCGAAUUUUCGAAAGUAUCAGUCAUCUAAUUAACUACCAUUGGACUAAUUCGUUACCGAUUAUAUCAGCUGAAAGUGCCCUCCUUCUGCGACAUCCGAUUCUCCGGACAACUGAUCUUCUCUCGAAGGCAAAACAACAACAACAGCAGCAGCAGCAGCAACAACAACAAUCGCAACAGCAGUCACAUCUAGGGCUCAACUGAGGGUGCGAGUGCCAGUGCUGUUCCCACGGCGGCCAAUCUCCAGAACGCAACGUUCCACAACAACAACAUGGCUGUAGUAGCAGUAGUGGCAGUUACAAACACGGGAAAAAGUAAAGAUAUACUGUUUUGUAAAAAUGACUUGAACAAACAAAAAGAACUGUAAAUCGUAAACUCUAUAGAUCCUAUAUUUUCCAUUUACUUAUACUCUACUACCGUUGAAAAAAAACAGGCAAGGCAAACGUUCCAGGAUAUAAAGGGGGGAAGAAAAUCACAUAAAAAGAAGCAAACUUUUAUGGUACAUUCUAUAUUGUUCUGAUACACGCAUGUUGUAAAACAUACAAACGAAUAACAUUUCGAAAAAAAUACCAAGAGAUUAACAAGAUUAUAUAAUAAUUACAAAACAUAUUCUACUGCAUGCAGGUGAACGAAAUCAGAUAUUUAAAAAAUAAUUAGAAACUAGUAGAUUUCUUCAAUCAACAGAACAAACAUAAAAUUAAUAGUAUUUAAAAAAUGAAGAAAAAAUCUGAAAAAUACUAAUUAUAUAUUGUUAUUAAUUACAGUGCCGUUGGUUGAGAAAAUAAUUGAACAUACAAAUUCGUAGAGAAAUUUAUUUUUGAUCGUCAUAUUUUAUUACUCUACUUUACCAACACAAGAAAAAAUUACAUAAAUACCGCAAUCUGUGUGACAAAGUAUUCAAAUAACAAUUUCAUUCUAGUAAUAGGAACAUUUACUGAUUCCAAACUGUAAACAGCAAACAAGUUAAUCUACUGAAACGCGCAAAACUUAAGUUUUUUUUCUAGUCUCUUUGAGUGCGGGAGUUUGAGUUCAGCUGGCUGGAUGAUUCCGAACUAUUUAAAGAGUACGCGCAUGCAUGAAGCAUUGACUAGUUUGUUAUUACUAACUAAUAGACGGUAACGAUUUACCGGUGAUAAACUGAAACUCACUCGUUUACAUUCUAGAUACAAGCAGUCGUAAGAACACAAAUUAUAAUUUGACACUCGAUAACAGCAAGCAAAAAAAAGCACAAAUGAAGAUCCUUACCAGUGAAGAAAGGUCGAACUAAAUGCAACGCAACAUUUAUCAAGUUACUAUAUGACAGGAAAGGACAGCAAAAAGUUGCUUGAAAUAAAUAAUACAAAAGUACAUAA
Messenger RNA from Malaya genurostris, 2937 nucleotides. RefSeq names its product SHC-transforming protein 4 (gene Shc). NCBI's taxonomy places the organism in Eukaryota, Metazoa, Arthropoda, Insecta, Diptera, Culicidae. The record is from RefSeq and is a predicted model, not a curated record. Gene Ontology annotation, molecular function: receptor tyrosine kinase binding. The transcript has 8 exons. The coding region runs from base 503 to 1789 and encodes 428 amino acids. Gene Ontology annotation, biological process: cell surface receptor protein tyrosine kinase signaling pathway; intracellular signal transduction. Gene Ontology annotation, cellular component: plasma membrane.